Molecule: messenger RNA, 918 nt
Organism: Stereum hirsutum FP-91666 SS1
Lineage: Eukaryota; Fungi; Basidiomycota; Agaricomycetes; Russulales; Stereaceae
Product: NAD-P-binding protein
Exons: 8
Coding region: 1-918 (305 amino acids)
Source: RefSeq, a predicted model, not a curated record
AUGGCCUUGCCUCUCUUUCACUCGUUCUUCACACAGUCGAUGUUCUCGCAGUUUUACCCACCAGCCUCUACUUUUGUCCCAGAACGCGACAUUCCCGAUCAGUCGGGCAAAAUAGUACUCGUAACUGGCGGCAAUUCUGGAGUGGGCUACGAAACCGUCAAACAGCUGCUUCUGAAGAACGCGAAGGUCUACCUGGCAGCUCGAGACCCAGUUCGCGCGCAUGACGCCGCCAAUAGACUCAAAUCCGAGACUGAGGGCAGAGAGCCUAUUGUUCUUGAACUGGAUUUAGCCGAUCUUACUAGCGUGAGGAAAGGAGCGGAGGAGUUCUUGAGCAAGGAGACUACAUUGCAUAUCCUAUAUAACAAUGCAGGCGCGGUUUGGGUGCCGGUUGAGAUGGUCACGAAGCAAGUAUACGAUCUCGCGUUCGGCACAAAUGUUCUAGGUCACUUCUUUCUCACCGUAUUGCUGAUGCCAGCCCUCGCCCAAGCGAGAGUGAAGACUGGCCACCGCGCUCGUGUCAUCAAUGUGUCAUCGUCCGCUCAUGUACCAACCCUAUCUCCCGAUGCGGUAGACUACGAGACUCUGGUCUCUGGUCCCGGACGUGAUCAAGCUGCGAAGAAACAUGGCUCAUACGCGUUGUACGCUCAGUCCAAGAUGGGCGUCAUCCUCCUCUCCCAUCUCCUCCACCGCCACCACUCUGACAAAGUAAUCUCCAUCUCCCUCAACCCGGCAACUUUAACUCAUCUGCCUACCGGUGCUUUGACUCAGCUAUACGCGGGAACGGCAGAUGGGGAGUUCGAAGGCGGCGAGUAUUUGAUCCCUUGGGCGAGACGCGGGGUUCCCGAUCCCCGAACGAAGGUUGUGGCGUACCAGGAUAAGCUUUGGGACUGGUUGAACGAACAAGUCAAACCCUUCUAG